GGGAGGCGCGCAGCUGGACCGGGAGCCUGGGGCAGCCGGACCAGCUGGCUCUGGAAAGGCACAACGUGCGGCCACCGGCCACCAUGCUCCAGCGCUGCGGCAGACGCCUGCUGCUAGCGCUGGCAGGAGCGUUGCUGGCUUGUCUCUUGGUGCUUACCGCGGACCCGCCACCUACUCCAAUGCCCGCCGAGCGCGGACGGCGCGCGCUGCGCAGCCUGACUGGCUCCGCUGGGGCGGCUCCGGGUCCAGGUUCCAGGGCGGCCGUGGAGCCCGGAGUAAUCGCCCGCGAGGUGCACAGCCUCUCCGAAUACUUCAGCCUACUCACCCGCGCGCGCAGAGACGCAGAUCCACCGCCCGGGGUCGCUUCCCGCCAGGGCGACGGCCACCCGCGCCCCCCGGCCGAGGUCCUGUCCCCUCGUGACGUCUUCAUCGCGGUCAAGACCACCAGAAAGUUUCAUCGCGCGCGUCUCGACCUGCUGUUCGAGACCUGGAUCUCGCGCCACAAGGAGAUGACAUUUAUCUUCACCGACGGGGAGGACGAAGCUCUGGCCAAACUCACAGGCAACGUGGUACUGACCAACUGCUCUGCGGCCCAUAGCCGCCAGGCUCUGUCCUGCAAGAUGGCUGUGGAGUAUGACCGUUUCAUUGAGUCUGGGAAGAAGUGGUUCUGUCACGUGGAUGAUGACAACUACGUCAACCUCCGGGCGCUGCUUCGGCUGCUGGCUAGCUAUCCCCACACCCAAGACGUGUACAUCGGUAAACCCAGCCUGGACAGGCCUAUCCAGGCCACAGAACGCAUCAGCGAGCACAAGGUGCGACCAGUCCACUUUUGGUUUGCCACCGGAGGAGCUGGCUUCUGCAUCAGCCGAGGGCUGGCCCUAAAGAUGGGCCCAUGGGCCAGUGGGGGGCACUUCAUGAGUACGGCUGAGCGCAUCCGACUCCCCGAUGACUGCACCAUCGGCUACAUCGUGGAGGCACUGCUGGGCGUGCCCCUCAUCCGGAGUGGCCUCUUCCACUCCCACCUGGAGAAUCUGCAGCAAGUGCCCACCACCGAGCUCCAUGAGCAGGUGACCCUGAGCUAUGGCAUGUUUGAAAACAAGCGGAAUGCGGUGCACAUCAAGGGCCCCUUCUCUGUGGAGGCUGACCCAUCCAGGUUCCGCUCUAUCCACUGCCACCUGUACCCGGACACGCCCUGGUGUCCCCGCACCGCUAUCUUCUAGCAGCCGUGGCCGAGACCCUGUCCCUGGGUGCCCCUGGUAUCCAAAGGGCCCAGGGACCCCCUGUUGUGUGUCCUGGCCUUGCUGUACGAGGCUCUUCAGGGCUGUGUGUAUUUGUGUGUGUCUAUGUUUGUGUGUUUGUGUGGCGUGCCUACCCGUGUUGCAGACUGCUGGGCAGUCGUGUUUUUCAAGGAGUGGCAGGUCUGUCCCUAACUCCUCUGCACUCUGAGGGCCACUCCAAGGGCAGGUUUUGUGGGAUCUAUGUUCAGAUCUCUGCAGUAGU
This is a messenger RNA of Acomys russatus (golden spiny mouse), 1500 nucleotides long. RefSeq names its product LFNG O-fucosylpeptide 3-beta-N-acetylglucosaminyltransferase (gene Lfng). NCBI's taxonomy places the organism in Eukaryota, Metazoa, Chordata, Mammalia, Rodentia, Muridae. Gene Ontology annotation, biological process: regulation of Notch signaling pathway; pattern specification process. The transcript is spliced from 8 exons. Bases 84 to 1220 code for a protein of 378 amino acids. The record is from RefSeq and is a predicted model, not a curated record. Gene Ontology annotation, cellular component: Golgi membrane. Gene Ontology annotation, molecular function: O-fucosylpeptide 3-beta-N-acetylglucosaminyltransferase activity.